Yarrowia lipolytica CLIB122 is the source of this 363-nucleotide messenger RNA. Its product is annotated as 40S ribosomal protein eS26. NCBI's taxonomy places the organism in Eukaryota, Fungi, Ascomycota, Dipodascomycetes, Dipodascales. Gene Ontology annotation, biological process: translation. The record is from RefSeq and is a predicted model, not a curated record. Gene Ontology annotation, molecular function: structural constituent of ribosome; mRNA binding. Gene Ontology annotation, cellular component: cytosolic small ribosomal subunit; ribosome.
AUGGUCAAGAAGCGAGCUUCCAACGGACGAAACAAGAAGGGUCGAGGACACGUUACCUCCAUCCGAUGCUCUAACUGUGCCCGAAUGGUCCCCAAGGACAAGGCCAUCAAGCGAUUCACCAUCCGAAACAUGGUCGAGGCCGCCUCCAUCCGAGAUCUUUCCGAGGCCUCCGUCUACCAGGAGUACGUGCUGCCCAAGCUCUACCUCAAGAUCCAGUACUGCGUGUCUUGCGCCAUCCACUCCAAGGUUGUCCGAGUCCGAUCUCGAGAGGGCCGAAAGGUUCGAACUCCUCCCCAGCGAGUCCGAUUCAACAAGGACGGUAAGAAGAUCAACCCUGCUGCCGCCGCCAAGGUUGUCGUUUAG